Oppiella nova is the source of this 402-nucleotide messenger RNA. Lineage: Eukaryota; Metazoa; Arthropoda; Arachnida; Sarcoptiformes; Oppiidae. The record is from the annotation of a GenBank genome assembly.
UCGGAGUCCAUCGAUCGGUCACUUGAGUUGUUUGGCUGUAUGUAUAGCUCCAAGAAUUACAGCAAACCUGCCGUCGCUGCCGAAGAGUGCUCAACUCAAUUAAAGUUUGAUUGGUCGGCCAUUAAUGAGUGCGCUUCGGGACCCUUGGGUCGGGGUUUGCACCUCAGGAGUGGCGAGAUUUUCCAGGCCCUUAAAAAUCCUAAACCCAAAUACGUGGCCUGGAUUAUAGUCAAUGGUGUCCAUACGGAUGCCAUCAAUAAAAGAGCCCAAACUGAUCUGUUGGGACUCAUAUGCGAUACCUAUACUGGUCCAAAACCUGAUGCCUGCAAAAAGGUUUAUGAAGUCUUCAAUGACAUCUACCGUAUUCCCGCACAGCCACCGUCAUGCCGUGAUGACCGAGGU